Molecule: messenger RNA, 1269 nt
Organism: Haliotis rubra (blacklip abalone)
Lineage: Eukaryota; Metazoa; Mollusca; Gastropoda; Lepetellida; Haliotidae
Exons: 9
Coding region: 607-1269 (220 amino acids)
Biological process (GO): negative regulation of endocytic recycling; small GTPase-mediated signal transduction
Cellular component (GO): cytoplasm
Molecular function (GO): GTPase activator activity
Source: RefSeq, a predicted model, not a curated record
AGAUGUGACGUAAACUAACAUAGGAGCAGUCAGUCAAGUGCUGUUUGUUUGUUUGUUGCCGUUUUAGCGUUCAAUUUCAAAUCAUUUUUCAGCUUUGUGUGUUUGGAUAUUGCUACCAUAUCUUCUGUAUUCUAAGGAUUUUAUGGCUGAGGCUAAUCUUUCCACUGGAUUGAAAUGAACAUUCCACACAAGGCAGCUUCCGGGGGCAGACGACACGAUGAGAGCUUGGAUUUGAUUUUUCUCAGCUGUCUGCCACAAUGAAGACAGGAGUUUAAAGUGUUAUUAUCAGCAUCCUAUCAUUUGAAUACCUUCGCUGACAACGAUUUAUCUUUAUCGAGCGUUUCUACUAAGCCUUCCUACACUCAUACCGUCUUGCAAUUGUAAACAAACAGGUUUGCAAAGUCAUUCUGUCAUUCACAGUUGAUUCGGAUCUACAGGUUGUUUAUGAAGAAGGAUUGGAUGUAUUUCUCGUAUAAGUCAUCAACUUCGAGAUUUUAAUACAGGGUAUGUAAAAAACAUCGAAAAAAGGAGAAAAUCAGAUGGCAAUGAACAUGGAGUAGAUGUUGCUGAGUGAUUAGCACAGAAGAGGAUAUACACUUUUACAUCAUGUCAAGCAACGUAGUGGAUUUAGGAGACGAGACCAGUGGUGCAUUUGGUGAUGCCGCUGGUGUUGAUCCUGAGUUGUUCAUGAACACAGAUGAACCGGAGUUAGAGUUUGAUGUCGAUGGCACUGAGCUUUCUUCCACAAAAGAAGCCGAGCUCGAUGCAGAGUUAGAUGAAGGUUUUCCAGAGAACGACAUUCAUGUGCCUCAGCUAGACUGGAAUAUUGAAUUGGCAAAGGAGGCAGAAGGUGGAGCAUUCAGGAGCGGGGCGAUCACACCUGAUGGCAUCAUUGAGGAGGAUUUCGAGAAGGUGCUGGGUACACCCCAGGAGGAGGAGGCCCAGAGCGAGUUCAGUGAUGUGGAGAAGUAUGGGAUCAUCGAAGUAGCAGGGGACGAUUUGUGGGGAAGAAAGGUCAUUGUGUUUUCUUCAUGUAAACUACCUUCCAACAAAACCUUUGAUCACCAGAGACUCUUACAAUACAAGAAAAAUCUAAAGGCUUUAUAUUUGGUGCAUCCAACAAACUUCAUCAAGAUCCUAUGGAACAUCUUCAAGCCAUUCAUAAGUGCUAAGUUUGGCAGGAAGAUGAUGUAUGUGGACUACCUGAUGGAGUUGAAGAACCACCUCCACUUUGACCAGCUGUCUGUGCCCCCUCCGGUUCUAGAGUGA